AUGUCAGCCAAAUGGCACAAAAAGCCGCAAAUUUGCGAUUGUGUCGGAAAGAUUAUUAGCGUUGAUUCGAAAGGAGAGUUUGCCUAUAUCGAGUCACCCAACUGCGGAGGCAAAAAGGAAACGGUCUAUGCCACUCGAAACACUUUCCGACCGCCGUCGAAAAAUCUGAACAAUGAAAUUAAAAAGAAUGACACGGUGACGGCGAGGGCCAUUGAACAACAUGCGGCCGGGAAUCAGGGCAAUGUCAGAUUCAGAACAACCAUUUUCACUUUUGGAAGGAACGGUAUAGAUGCUGAUGGUGGGGUAUACGACAAGACGGCUAAACGGAAAAUCCCGGGAUUAACCACCGCUUCUCCAUCAGUUUCAAGGCCCCUACAAACAUCAGUGCCAUGGAAAAUUCCGUCAAAAGCCGGCUCCGAAUCGAUGCGUGGAUCAUUGUUAAAUUCUGGAGUGAACGUGCCUCCAGCAAAUCAAAAGGUGGCAGGAUCGUCUGUGUUGACAAAAUCUAUGUUCAUUCCGACCCAUCCUUCAACCACAGAUGAGUAUGAAAUCGCGUACGAGAAGAUCCGUCAACUUAGUCACGCAAUCGCUGGCAAUCGCUGUAAUCAUUGUCUCACCCGUCGCUUCGAUCCGAAUCUCAAGCCA
Mesorhabditis belari is the source of this 645-nucleotide messenger RNA. Lineage: Eukaryota; Metazoa; Nematoda; Chromadorea; Rhabditida; Rhabditidae. The record is from the annotation of a GenBank genome assembly.